Messenger RNA from Leptopilina boulardi, 4728 nucleotides. It is a transcript of the gene Rab3-GAP, whose product is annotated as rab3 GTPase-activating protein non-catalytic subunit. Lineage: Eukaryota; Metazoa; Arthropoda; Insecta; Hymenoptera; Figitidae. The record is from RefSeq and is a predicted model, not a curated record. Gene Ontology annotation, biological process: regulation of GTPase activity. The coding region runs from base 129 to 4421 and encodes 1430 amino acids. The transcript has 18 exons.
UAAUUUGUGUAUAUAGUAACUUUUCGAAAAACAUUAGUUUACAAAAUGGCUGUUAGAAAUCUCAAUGUUUUUCUUUCGUAAAUGUUUCUUUAUAUUAAAAUUUUAUAAUUUUGUGGCAAUAUAAAAAAAUGUCUUGUGAAAUUAAAAAAAUUGCCAAUUUAUUAGAUUUACCAGAAGUGAAAAAUCGUCUUUUUGGUGCUCUUGCGUCGAAAUUGAUUGAUGUACCUGUUGACGAAUUACCAGUUCAGGAUAUUUUAAUUUCUUUAUCACCUGCUGGUGAUAUUCUUGCUUUAGCUUGGAAUACAAGAGUUGUCAUUUUAAUAUCAAAAUGGGACUCUUUGGAACCAGAUGAUGUUAAAAAUAAAUUUCAUAUUUUAUGGGACGGAGAAAUUGAAUACAAACAUAAAAUAACAUCAAUAUUAUGUCUUCCUUUGGUAGCACAAGGAAAAGCAAGUGUCGGAACUGGAAUCGACUGGACAUGUCUCGCUGUUGGUUUAGAUUCUGGCUUUAUAAGAUUUUACACAGAAACUGGAGUUUUAUUACUUGAAGAACAACUUCAUAAUGAAAGUAUUUUAGGCAUAAAAUGUCAAUCACUUUCAGCGCCUCGACAUUCUGGAGAAUCACAAUCGUCGGAAGAAAUUUAUGUUCUUUACAAUUCUGUUAUUUGUUUACUUCAAGGCUUCCCUCUUUUUUCAACCCUCAAAGCAUGUAGAAAUUACAUGGCCAGAGUAAAAGCGAAUUGCAACGAUCGUCAACAAAUGACGAGUCUUGUUUGUAAAAAAUUGGGUUUUAAAAAUCAAGAUGUUGCGAAUGAUGCGGAAGUUGUUGGUAUGACGACAGUCAAUACUUUUGAUCAUUUAAUGACAGCAUCACUUUGUGGUGGUUUUCACACCACUUAUCGUUCAAGUGCACCGCAACACAAUCUUGUCAUGGCAACAGGAAAAAGACCAUUCAUUGGAUUUCAUUAUGCUUUAGAAGGUGGACAAGCUCCUGUUUUAUCUGAUGUUGCCAUUGCAAUGGCUAAUAAAGUUGCCAGUGCCAUUGGAUCUGCCGUUCCUUGGUUUCGUGGAAAUUCAAAAUCGUCGGUGCAAGAGAAACCAAAAGGCUCAGUGAAUGAACCGGCCGAGGCAAUGAUGUGUCGCUUUGCAUUGAGUGAUAUUUUUCGUGAAGGAAAUUCAGUUCUGAUGAGUCCAAAUAAAAUGCUUUCAGUCGUAAUGGAUUCACUGGGUCGUGUUAUUUUAAUAGACAAUAGACAAGGUAUGGCAUUAAGAAUGUGGAAAGGUUAUCGUGACGCUCAAUGUGGAUGGAUUGAGGCUAACGAGGAAAAACAGCGAAUUAGUCGAAAAGAGCGUAAAACAAAUCCUGGACUUGUUUCCAAUACGCAAAUGCGUCGUGCUCUAUUUCUUGUGAUUUAUGCACCAAAAAAGGGAUUAAUUGACAUUUGGAGUAUUCAAAAUGGCACAAAAAUAACUUCUUUCUCGGCCAGCAAAAAUGGACGAUUACUCUAUACAAAUUAUGGCCUAUCGGGACUUAAUGAUGUGAUUUUAUCAACGUCAAAUCGUGCACAAUAUCCAUGUGUAUUUAUCGAUCCUUUGGGUGGAAUGAAAGAAAUAAUUGUACCAUUUCAUUUUGCACUUACCAGUCAAAAUGGUGACAGAGCACGUGACUUACAUCUUUUUAAAAAAUUGAAAACAUUUAUACGUGAAGUUGAAUACGAGGAGGAAACAUUUAUCAAUAUGAUUAGAAAUAUUUGUCUUGAUUUGAAAACUGAUGAAAUACGAUUGCAAGUCAUUGAAAUGUUGAUAAAUUACAAAAAUUCAACGCCCGAUGCUCUUCUUACUGCAAUUGAGUGUUUCAGUCAAAUUUUUGAAAAAAACAACGAAGAUCUUCAAUCAACUGCGAAAAAUUUGUAUCAAAUAAUUAGUCAAUUGAAAAAAGUUGUGGAAUUUUAUAAAUAUCUGUUAAUUCAAUUUGAUCAGCCACCAAAAUAUAAUACAGUUGCUGGUGAUAGAAUUCCAGAUGCAAAAAUGUUAUCAUCCAUUUUACUUACUUUCGAGCGGGAAAUUAAUCGAAUUUUAAAACUUUCGAAUACAGUGAAGGAAAUUAAAUUACCGGAAAUACGAUCAAAGACAAAAGUCUCAUUUAAAGAGGACGGACGACGUUUAUAUGAUUUUCUUUCAAGUUUUCAAUUUGGCACCGCAGGAAUUUUGUGUUUAAAGAAAGAUUUAUCCCUCGAGAAAAAAUGUCAAACUGCUGAAUUAUUUUAUAAGGGAUGGUUAUAUUCGGACGAUUCUAUAGAAAAAUGGAGAGAAGCCGCGAAAAAAAGUGACAUUCAUCCUUUAGCAAUGAUGCAAUUCGCUCUUCUUUAUUGGUUACAUAAAAAACGUGGAGCUCCAUUGGAAGUCGAAUUAGUGCGUUUCACAAAACUUCUUCGUGCCAUUUGUUCAAUACCCGAUGUGAAUGAGAUUUGUGGCGAUUAUAAUGAAAUUUCCUCAUGGUGGAAAGAGGCACGUAAAAUUUUAACCGAAGCAUCGAAUCCAUUUCAUGCAUUGACAGCAGCUUUAGUGUGUAGAGCAGUUGGAAUGCGUCUUGAAAAUAAUUUAGUAUUUUCUAAUAUUGACGAUAAUGGAAAUGCAAAUGUCGAUAAUAAUUCAAGUGGAAGGGAGAAGAAAGUGGAUAAUGGAAAUGCGGGCGAAUCAGAGAACGAAAAGAAAGAGAGUCGAAAUAUUGGCAAUUUAAAGGGAGAUGAUUCUCAGGAAAAAGAUUUUUCUUCCUCGCCCGAGGACGAGACACACAGCUCAUUAAGUGAGUGGGAAAAUGUCAGCAAGGAUACAUGUCAAUUUUCUCUAUUGAUUGCAAAUUUGGAGGAUAUUACAAUUUUAAAUGCAAUUGUCAGUCAACAACCACCGUCGGAUCAUUCGACGCCGUAUUAUACAUUGCCUUACGAAGCCAAUUACAUUUCAUUGGGCUACGUCUUAUCCAGUGGAAAAGGAUCGAUUUCGGAAAUUGUUGCCAAAUGGCUCAGUUCAGCGGGUUUGGAUCCAACUCGAUUAAUUGACACAACUGACAUUGAAUUUGAACAUAUUCAUUCCAUUAAGGAUUCUAUGCAACGAAUUGAUUCUUUGGAUGAAGCGUGUGCCGUUGAAUUGAAGCAACAGGAUCGCGAUAAAUUGCUUUCAUUAGCCGUUGAAGUUGGUAGUGAAGCAAAAGACGAUCAAACGGCUUUGUCUUAUGUCAUUGAUAAAAUAUCUCUAUUGAAGAAACAUUUUCCUUAUAGUUUAACGAGCAGUGUUUUAUUAGCAAAUCUUUGUUGGGAAUAUGUGAUGUUUUGGUGCAAAGAUAUAAAUAAUCUUGAGGCAUUAGAGGCGGCUUUAGGAAUUUUGAGACAAAUUCCAAGAAAACGUAUGCAACAAGGCGUUUGCUCAUUAUUAUGGACAUUACAUAUUAAAGAACGUUUAGAGGCAGCUUCGAAACUUAUGAAUAAAUUGGGAAAAUUGCCAAAAGAAAGAUUAUGCGUUCAAGAUAUUGGCAUCUCUGAUAUUCAACUCACAAAAUUUCUCGAUCAUUGCGUUACAUUCUUCGAUAUUUUCCUAGAUGCGGAAGUUGUGGAAGCGGAAAAUCGAUCAAUUGUACAAUCGGAAGAAUUGUGGGAAGGUUGUCCAUCGGGACCGCAACCUUUUGCAGCACUCGCUAUUUCGCAACCAUUUGCUUGGUAUGAUUUAAUAAUGUUGCAUCUUCAAUUGGCUAAUGUUCUUGUCAUGAUGGCGCAUUUCAAUUUAAAAGUAACAAAACCCGUCAACAAUCUUUUCGAUUCCAUAGCUCAGCGUUAUUUCUUUCAAAAUAUAACUGACGAAUCGGUGAUAGUUUCGUAUCAGGACAAAAAAAGAGACAAUUUUCGACUCGAUUUUCUUUGUUCUGUUAUUUCAUCAUCGAUGGAAUUGAUUCAUCAGGAAAGUAAAAUGGAGAAUAAUUUAAGUUCAAAAGAAGCGAUGCAUUGGAUGAACAAGUGUCAAAUGUUGGCGUCAAUUUGGAAAAUUAAUAAUGACGAAUUAAGAAUACAUCAUGCUUGCGCUCUUUAUAGCAAUAAUUUUGAUCGUCUCGCCGAAGAGGUGAUAAUUGCCGUUAACGAUACAGAAAAAUUGGCAUCGAAAUUAUUGCCAAUCGCUGGAGGAAGACUAAUGACUUAUUUGUCAAAAGCUCCUGAUCUUUUGGAAGAAAUUUCAAGAAUAAAUCCCGCACUCACUACAUAUCUACAGAGUCUUGUUUGGAGUUCACCAAAUACAAUGUCAAUAAAAUCAUCAAACACUGAUACAAUAGAAUUAGUACGAUGUAUCUCAAGAUUGACAACAGAGGAACAUUGCGAUUAUCAUAUAGCUCAAAUGAUGCUUGAUGCAAUGUUUAUAUUUGAGGGAAAAACGUGACAUGUUGAACGACAAUUAAAAAGGAACAUUUUCAAAUAUUUUCUCGUGAUGUUGAAAAGUCUCAAUUUUACAUUAAUUUUUCUCUAUUUCCGGUAAGUCGCAAAAUUAAAUAUAGUUUACGAACCAGUGUCAAUUUGCGAUGUAAAUUUUUUUCAAAAUGAAAUCAAAACACACGAUGAAUUAAAAAAAAAAAAGCAAAAAUAAUAGAUAAAGUAAAGGAAACACUACAUUAUUGUAGUUUGGCGUUGCAUUUUUACAGCAUGUAGAAUAAAUUAAAGUCACUGGAGAGAUAACUUACAAAAAAAAA